Cutaneotrichosporon cavernicola is the source of this 1164-nucleotide messenger RNA. RefSeq lists its product as uncharacterized. NCBI's taxonomy places the organism in Eukaryota, Fungi, Basidiomycota, Tremellomycetes, Trichosporonales, Trichosporonaceae. Gene Ontology annotation, molecular function: metalloexopeptidase activity. The transcript has 4 exons. The record is from RefSeq and is a predicted model, not a curated record. Gene Ontology annotation, biological process: proteolysis. The coding region runs from base 1 to 1164 and encodes 387 amino acids.
AUGCACCUGGGCACACUCCUUACCCUCCCCCUCCUCGCCGCGGCGGUCCCAGCGGCUCCUCUCAGCGGCCAGGCGCCGUUCCAACCAUCGUCGUACGACCCUGAGAUCUCGAUCGACCUCGACCUUGACGACCUCCGUCUUGUCCGCUUCGCCGAGAAUGAGCAGCCAGUAUGGGUGACGGAGCUGCAGAAGAUCGAGGCCAAGGCGGCUGGGCGUAACUUCAUGGACAUUACCGACACACCAAAGUUAGGAAUGUCGACAUUCCUGCGGCCCAAGAAGUCGUCCAAGCACAAGUACACCAAGCCGGGCAAGCACUCGAAGGACGUCAAGGCCUUCCAAAAGAACAUUGACGUCAAGCACAUGGAGAAGUUCCUCUCCAAGUUUACUUCAUUCAAGACGCGUUACUACCGCUCUCAGACUGGCAAGGACUCGCAGCGCUUCCUGCAGGCCACCCUUUCCGAGAUCAGCAAUCUGCACGAGGCUGGUGGCAUAAAGGUGUCCGAGUUCCCCCACUCGUGGGGCCAGAAUUCGCUCAUCGUCCGAUUCCCUGCCGAGAACCCAAAGGGGCCGGUCACCAUCGUCGCUGCGCACCAGGACAGCACCAACAUGUGGCCAUUCCUCCCUGCUCCUGGCGCCGAUGACGACGGAUCUGGCACUACCUCCAUCCUCGAGGCGUACAAGUCCCUUUCAGAGGGCAACUUUACCUCGACCAACCCCCUCGAGUUCCACUGGUACUCGGCUGAGGAGGGUGGUUUGCUCGGCUCGCAAGCCGUUGCCAAGGACUACGAGGCGCGUGGCGUCGACGUCAACGCCAUGAUCCAGAUGGACAUGACUGCUUGGGUCAAGCGCGGCAGCGAGGAAGUGAUUGGCAUCGUAACCGACUUUGUCGACCCCGAUCUCACUUCGUGGCUCACCAUGGCCGUGGACGCGUACUGUGACAUCCCUGCUGUGGAGACCAAGUGCGGCUAUGCAUGCUCGGACCACGCAUCGUGGACCCAGGCUGGAUACCAGAGCUCGUUCUCAAUCGAGAGCAAGUUUGAGGACUCGAACAAGAACAUCCACUCGACCAACGACCGGAUGGACAUUUCAGACGAGUUCUCGAUCAAGCACAUGGCGCAGUUCUCCAAGCUCGCCAUUGCGUUCGCCGUCGAGCUCUCGUCAUAA